This is a messenger RNA of Magnolia sinica, 710 nucleotides long. RefSeq names its product small ribosomal subunit protein eS17-like. Gene Ontology annotation, molecular function: structural constituent of ribosome. Gene Ontology annotation, biological process: translation. Bases 138 to 566 code for a protein of 142 amino acids. The transcript has a single exon. Gene Ontology annotation, cellular component: ribosome. The record is from RefSeq and is a predicted model, not a curated record. Lineage: Eukaryota; Viridiplantae; Streptophyta; Magnoliopsida; Magnoliales; Magnoliaceae.
GUCCCACCCUCUGAGAUAGAGAGAGAGAGAGAGAGAGCGCGCGAAGUCGAGAAACCCUCUCCACCAAAACCCUAGCCAGCUUUCCAUCUCCCUCCCUCCCUCCCUCCCUCCCUCUCACCGUCCAUCAUCAGAUCAAGAUGGGUCGCGUCCGCACCAAGACCGUGAAGAAAUCCUCCCGGGUGGUGAUCGAACGGUACUACUCGCGUAUGACGCUGGAUUUCCACACGAACAAGAAGAUCUUGGAGGAGGUGGCCAUCAUCCCUUCCAAGCGCCUCCGCAACAAGAUCGCAGGGUUCUCGACGCAUCUGAUGAAGCGGAUCCAGCGGGGUCCAGUCCGCGGCAUCUCCCUCAAGCUCCAGGAGGAAGAGCGCGAGCGACGCAUGGACUUCGUUCCCGACGAAUCCGCCAUCAAGACCGACGUCAUUGAGGUCGACAAGGAGACGAUCGACAUGCUUGCCGCCCUCGGCAUGGCCGAUCUCCCCGGCGUCGUGAAGCAGGCAGAUCCGCCAAUGGCCGCCCCCGCCUACUCGAAACCGCUCGGUGGGUUCCCCGGCCGCAGGGCGUAGGUGAGUCCUGAUAGUUUGAGUCGGACCAGGCCGUGCCCAUCCGACAGAUAGUAUCAAUGCUUAAUUAUCUUGAUUUGGAGUUUUGAUGUUUGGUAGUUGAGAUUUUCAGGACUUAGUAAAUGGAAUGAUUUUGUUUGAUGCGGA